Molecule: messenger RNA, 1695 nt
Organism: Hyaloscypha bicolor E
Lineage: Eukaryota; Fungi; Ascomycota; Leotiomycetes; Helotiales; Hyaloscyphaceae
Exons: 1
Coding region: 1-1695 (564 amino acids)
Biological process (GO): lipid metabolic process
Source: RefSeq, a predicted model, not a curated record
AUGCCGCAGGAAAGGCUCUUCCCACACCUCACCGCGACGGGCCCGGCGCCCUCCUCGAGAGAGGUGAUGGCUGCUUACCGGACGGCCUUCAACGCCCGCAUUGCAGAAGGCUCUCUCCGACCGUUUGUGUUGCCAUACCAUCUGUACGGCAUGUUCCUCCUCGUUAUCUACCUCCUCAUUCCGCACACGAACAAUCGGGUUAUCUAUGAGGCAAGAUGGGUAGUGCUAGCGGUGAUUUGUGCCUGGCAGUGGAAGACAUUGGAGGAUGCGACAAGUGUGAGUAUGGCGACGGGCUUUGCAACGGGACUGAUAAGUGCUUGGGGUGUGGUGUGGGCUUUCACUUGGCUGGUGUGGAUGAAUCCACAGCGGGAUGCGAAGAGAGUUCAGAGGAGGAAGGUCGCUCCGAAAAUUGAACACAAUGGAGUGACGAAUGGAAGUGCUGGGGGCAAUAUGGGAAACCGCUCUGGAAUUUCGGUUCAGAAUGGAGAUGCGGAGAUCAGAAAGAGGACACAAGCAAACGGACAUGCCAAAGAAGAGCAAGGCAAUGGGCAUAUCUCAGCGAAGGAGGCUGCCAACGCCUUAGCUUCGAUAUCUGCCAGCGGAGGGGAGGCGGGCGUGGAAUAUUACUGGCAAUCCUACCCUUCCACCCUCCGAGAACGCUUCCCCUGGGUCAUCGACCUCCUGGUCAACUUCAGAGGGCCAGGCUGGAACUGGGCAAUCCCACCUCUCCCCGCUCUCCCUCCACACGUCAAAACACAAUUGGGAGAGAAUAUCGACGCUGCCUCCUGGACAGGAGUCUCCUCCAUCGGCCUCCGCAGAUUCAACACCCGCCGCGAACUGUUCUUCUCUCGAGUCCCACGCUUCAUACUCGGCUACCUCGCUCUCGACAUGCUAAAAGUCGUCAUGAAAACCGACCCCUACUAUACCUUCGGCCCCAACGCCUACGCCUUGCCUCCACACCUCCAAGGCCUCUCACCCAUGGCCCUCCGCUUCCUACGCCAACUCAUAUCCUCCAUCCCAAUCAUCAUCUCCCUCGAAAUGGUCUUUUACAUCGCCCCUCUCUUAAUUUCGCUCCUUUUCGGCCCCCGCGUCUUCGGUCUCCGUGCUGAAUCCUGGUACUACCCCUCAACAUGGGGCUCUUUCUCCAAUAUCUUGACCAAAGGUCUCAAUGGGCUGUGGGGGAGUUGGUGGCACCAGACCUUUCGCUUUGCCUUUUCUGCGCCAACAAAUUACUUCAUCCGAGAGGGAUACUUCUCCCCUAAAUCCACAACGGCAAAGAUCUCAGCUAUCUUCUUUGCGUUCGGGAUCUCGGGGUUUCUGCACUCUGGUGGAUCUAUUUCCCAGCUCCCGGAAACACACCCUACACACGCCACUAUAUUUUUCAUACUGCAAGCACUUGGGAUCCUUAUUCAAAGCACUCUCUGCUCCAUCUUCCAUCAUCAUAUCAAGAGGUUGCCAAAGUCCGUAAGGAAGGCUGGGAAUUUACUAUUCACCAUAGGCUGGCUCUUCGAGACGGGGUACUGGUUAACAGACGACUUUGCUCGCGGUGGGAUCUGGCUUUAUGAGCCGAUUCCGAUCAGUAUCUUGAGAGGAUUAGGAUAUGGUGAUGAAGGGGACAGCUGGUGGUGCUGGCAGCAUAUUGGAGUUGGGUUAUAUAAGGGACGACGAUGGUGGGAGAGUGGGAUUGCUCUUUGA